AUGCCACAAAAUGAGCAAGAGUCGGACCAGGGCCAGGCAGAGCGCCUGAAAACCGAGCUCUUUGAGUGCAUUAGCAAAAUUGUGGACGACGAGACCUUGACGCUUAAUGUCACUGCCACACCACAGUUCACCAACGCACUGCUAGAGUUGGCAUGGUCACAUAUGGAAUCUGCCAUCGUUGAUGUAGAGGCGUUUGCCAAGCAUGCCGGGCGGUCAACCGUCACCCCGGCCGACGUGCUAAUGCUCUGUCGCCGCAAUGAUGGGUUGAAUCAAACCAUGAAGACAUACCUGGAACACCUGGAGAAAGAGCGCGAGGAGGCCUCUUGA
Molecule: messenger RNA, 327 nt
Organism: Penicillium verhagenii
Lineage: Eukaryota; Fungi; Ascomycota; Eurotiomycetes; Eurotiales; Aspergillaceae
Product: CENP-S family protein
Exons: 4
Coding region: 1-327 (108 amino acids)
Biological process (GO): replication fork processing; resolution of meiotic recombination intermediates
Cellular component (GO): FANCM-MHF complex; Fanconi anaemia nuclear complex
Molecular function (GO): chromatin binding; protein heterodimerization activity
Source: RefSeq, a predicted model, not a curated record